AUGGAGUGGCUUUUCAUUGCCCUGGCAACCUGUUUGCUAGCCCUCUGUCCUGUCGAAGGAGACGAGUGGAGGCUGGAAUAUGAAGAAGGACUCAGUCACUACAGUGAGGAAGCUCUUAGGAAGGAGUUUCCUGAGAAGACCAGGCCAAUCAGUUUCAAACAUCCACUUUUCAUGUGUCCUGACAUGAGCCCCUCCUCUUCUGUGCCCACCUCAGUUGAGCUGGUGAGAGCAGCAGAUAUAAAAGUGAUUGCUGCUCUUGGAGAUUCAUUGACUACAGCCAUUGGUGCGAAUGCAACCACAGUUCUUGGCAUACCAAUUGAAUUUCGUCAUGUGUCAUGGAGCAUUGGUGGUUAUGGAUCUUUUCAAGAUGUCAUUACAUUGGCAAACAUCAUUCGACUCUUCAACCCCGGUUUAGUGGGACCUGCACCAUCCAAGACAGUUCACGGGACCCCCGCUCCCCUCUGCGAGACUGGAUUUAACCUGGCUGUGACCGGACACAACACCUUUAAUCUACCUGAACAAGUCAGACAUUUGAUUGAUUCAUUGAAAACAUAUGAGGAUAUUGACUUUGAUGUGGACUGGAAGCUGUUGACCAUUCUCAUUGGAAUGAAUGACAUCUGUGAUUACUGCAAAGACAAGGCAUUGCUUACAAAGCUGUUUCUUUGGCAAGCUACAGACAGAAGAUUCUUCUACAGUAUUUACAGAUUUUGUUCACAAUGUCAAAUCGGGAGCUAG
Danio aesculapii is the source of this 735-nucleotide messenger RNA. Its product is annotated as phospholipase B1, membrane-associated-like. Gene Ontology annotation, molecular function: A2-type glycerophospholipase activity; retinyl-palmitate esterase activity; phosphatidylcholine lysophospholipase A1 activity. Gene Ontology annotation, cellular component: brush border membrane. The coding region runs from base 1 to 735 and encodes 244 amino acids. Gene Ontology annotation, biological process: phospholipid metabolic process. NCBI's taxonomy places the organism in Eukaryota, Metazoa, Chordata, Actinopteri, Cypriniformes, Danionidae. The transcript has 9 exons. The record is from RefSeq and is a predicted model, not a curated record.